This is a messenger RNA of Ornithorhynchus anatinus (platypus), 8563 nucleotides long. RefSeq names its product golgin A3 (gene GOLGA3). The transcript is spliced from 24 exons. NCBI's taxonomy places the organism in Eukaryota, Metazoa, Chordata, Mammalia, Monotremata, Ornithorhynchidae. Bases 341 to 4882 code for a protein of 1513 amino acids. The record is from RefSeq and is a predicted model, not a curated record.
GCGGCCCGGGCGGGAGCGGAGGAGGAGGAGGAAAGCAGCAGCAACAACAACAACAACAACAACAACAAGAAGGGCUGAGGGAAGAAGGACGGACUGAAGGGCGGACCAACCUCCUCGUCCUCGUCGUCCUCCCCCGGAGGCUGCAGGCACUUUUAGACCUUGGAAUUUCUUCGGCUACUCACCAGAAAGCAACAAGUGAAAACACUGGCGUUGGCCCUCUAAUCGCUCAUUUUUGACAUCUGCUUUUGACUCUUUGACUCAUGGAGAGCUCCAGGACUUACUAGCAGCAAUUUACUCCCAAGCCGCUGCAUGUGUAUCUGCAGUCUGGACCACUCUUACCAUGGCCUCUUCGUCUGCUGAACCACAGAUCUUCUUGGAGAACGGUGCCGGCGAUGGCCCUUCCUCCGUCUCGGAGAAGCCACUCGAUCCCCCCGACGGAAGAGAGGAGCUCAACUGUGCCAGUAUUAAUGUGAAUAAAGCGUCAAAUGAAGGCAAAAGAAUGGAGAUGCUCAGCAAAGAGGACAUCUGUCAGAAUGGACCAGCGCCUCAUUUCCCAGAUCCUUCAUUGUCUUUUGAACUCUCCAGCAGCCCAUAUGGUCCAGAUUCAUCUCCAGGUGUGACUGGUUUCCAUGACAACCUAAGGAAGUCUCAGGGAUCUAGUACUGAGGGCAUAGUCCUUAGAAAAGAAGCUUUGCAGUCUCUCAAACUAAGUCUUCCUAUGCAAGAAACCCAAUUGUGCUCAUCAGACUCUCCUCUCCCCUUGGAGAAAGAAGAACAAAUCAGACUUCAGGCUCGGCGGCGACUGGAAGAGCAGCUCAAACAGUACAGGGUGAAAAGGCAUCAGGAGAGAGCUAAUCAGCCUGCCCCAAAAAGUCGACUGUCUAGCACACUUGAUCCCGAGCUGAUGUUCAAUCCUGAAAUUUUGCCGAGGGCCAGCACUGUAGCUAUGACAAAAGAGUACUCGUUCUUGAGGACCAGUGUCCCGAGAGGGCCUAAAGUCGGCAGCUUGGGACUUCCAGCCCACCCAAAGGAGAAAAAAGGCUCCAGAUCUUCCAAAUCAGGUAGGAUCCGCUCCCUGGCUGACUACCGGACCGAAGAUUCGGACUCCGGCCAUCCAAGCGGCAAGCUUCUGGUUCCCGACUCGUCCGGCGGUUCUCUGAAGCAGAACAGGAGCAGUCUGACCUCAGUUGUGUCCGAAAUAACCGUGACCUCCGAGGCAGAUGAGCGACUGGAGAAUUCCUCCGUAGCGGGAGAUAGCGUUUCGGAGGUCGACGGAAGUGAAACGGGAAUGAGACUGGAUGGGAAUGAGAGCGACAGCUCUACCUACAGCAGUGUCUCUGGGAGAGGAAUGGAUGGCGUGGUUCUGAGCUCAGAGGGCAGAAAGGGAGCUUCCUACACAGUGAAUGGCCAGGAGAUCACCCUGGACGCUAUGGGGCAGUUUCCUUCCAUCAGGGAGGUUCUGCAGGCUGCGGCAGCGGAACAUCACGCCCAAGAGCAAGAGGUCAAUGGGGAAGUGAGGAGCCGGAGAGACAGCCUUUCCAGCAGCGUAUCCCUGGAAAGCUCCAUCGCAGGCACUCAUGAUGAAGUGUUGCAGAUCCUUAAAGAGAAGAUGAGACUUGAAGGGCAACUGGAAGCCUUGUCAAUAGAGGCUACUCAGGCCCUUAAAGAGAAGACAGAGCUGCAAACCCAGCUAGCAGCCUUAAACACAAAGCUUCAGGCUCAGGUGGAGCACAGCCAGAGCAGUCAGCAGAAACAGGACUCCCUCAGCUCACAAGUGGACACCUUAAAACAGUCUUGUUGGGAUCUGGAGCGAGCCAUGACUGACCUGCAGAACACACUGGAAGCAAAAAAUGCCAGCCUGGCGUCUUCAAAUAACGACCUGCAAGUGGCAGAGGAGCAAUACCAAAGACUCAUGGGAAAAGUGGAAGAUAUGCAAAAAAACAUCCUCAGUAAGGAUAACACAGUGCAAGAUUUGCGGCAGCAGAUGAUCUCCUUGCAGAACCAACUUCAGCAGGUCCAGCUAGAGCGCACCACGCUGGGCAGCAGGCUGAAGGCAUCCCAAGCUGAGAUUGCCUCCCUUCAGAAGGUGCGACAGUGGUACCAACAGCAGCUGGCACUAGCCCAGGAAGCCCGGGUCAGGCUGCAGAGUGAGAUGGCGCACAUUCAGGCUGGCCAGAUGACUCAGGCUGGCAUGCUGGAGCACCUCAAACUUGAGAAUGUCUCUUUGUCCCACCAACUGACAGAGACCCAGCACAGGUCCAUCAAGGAAAAGGAACGCAUUGCAGCCCAGCUCCAAAACAUUGAGGCCGACAUGCUAGAUCAAGAAGCCGCAUUUGUUCAGAUCCAAGAAGCUAAAAUAAUGGUGGAAGAGGAUCUACAAAGAAAACUGGAGGAGUUUGAGGAUGAGAAAGAACAACUGCAGAAAAUGGCAGAUUCUGCAACAUCUUUGGAACAAGAAUUGGAGCAGGUGAGGUUGACUUUACAUCAGCGCGAUCUGCAGCUUGAAACAUUACAGCAAGAGCAUAUGGACAUCAUGAAGCAGCUUACCCUGACCCAGGAGACACUGCACACCAAAGAGCAGUCCCUCGGUGACCUUCAGACCCGGUAUGACGAGCUGGAGGCCAGAUUAGAGGAACUCCAGGGAGAUGCUCUAUCCAAGGAGGACAUGAUCCAGUUCUUGCAGAAUGAGAAAAUCGUCUUGGAGGUGGCGCUGCAGGCAGCAAAAACUGGCAAGGAAGAAUUUGAGGAAGGGGCAAAACACUUGGAAGAAGGGAGCGAAGUGGCCUCAGAAGUUUUAGAGCAUUUGAGGCAAGAAAUAGCUAUAAAGUCCAGCCAGGUGGAAAACUUACAACAGGAAAGUGCUACCCUGAAGAAGCAGGCACAGAAAGUCAAGGAACAGUUCCUACAACAGAAGGUGAUGGUGGAAGCCUACCGAAGGGAUGCCAGUUCCAAGGACCAGCUGAUCAGUGAGCUAAAAGCAACGAAGAAAAAGCUGGACUCAGAAGUAAAGAUGUUAAGGCAGGAGCUAAUUCAACUUCAGGGAGAUAAGAAGUCCGUGGAAGUGGAGCAUUCAAGGUUACAGAAGCAGUUGUCCCAGGUUCACCAGCAGAUGACAGAUCUGGAAGGGCAUCUCCAAGUGGUGCAGAAAGAACGGGAUGAAAUGGAAACACAACUACAGUCGGUGCAAUUUGAUAAAGAGCAAAUGAUGUCUCUUACCGAGGCGAAUGAGGUAUUAAAACAGCAAGUAGACCAAAUGCAGCUAGAAGCCAAAAAGGCUAUUACGGAACAAAAGCAGAAGAUGAAGCGCCUGGGAUCAGGCUUGACUAGUGCCCAGAAAGAGAUGAAAGCCAAACACAAAGCCUACGAAAAUGCGGUGGGCAUACUCAGCCGCCGCCUGCAGGAAGCCCUCACUGCCAAGGAGUCUUCGGAAGCCGAACUGAGCAAGCUCAGAGCCCAGAUCACCGAUGGAGGAAGUGACCAAGCUCUCCAUGAAAGAAUUCAGGCUCUGGAGGCGGAGCUGCAAGCAGUCAGCCAUAGUAAGAUGGUACUGGAGAAAGAACUGCAAGAAAUCAUUUCUCUCACCAGUCAAGAGUUGGAGGAAUACCGGGAGAAAGUGAUUGAACUAGAAGAUGAGCUUCAGGAAUCUAGAGGCUUCAGGAGGAAGAUCAAACGCCUCGAGGAGCAGAAUAAGAAAUUGGCUCUGGACCUGGAGCAUGAACGAGGGAAACUGACAGGGCUGGGGCAGUCCAACGCAGCCCUGCGGGAGCACAACAGCAUCCUGGAAACAGCUUUAGCCAAGAGAGAGGCAGAUUUAGUGCAACUGAACUUGCAGGUGCAAGCAGUUCUCCAGCGCAAAGAGGAAGAGGACCAGCAGGUGAAAAAACUUAUUCAGACCUUACAGGCGGCUCUAGACAAGGAAAAGAAGAAAGUGAACAAUCUUAAGGAACAGGUGGCAGCAACCAAGGCGGACGCAGGACACAACCGUCGUCAUUUCACAGCAGCUUCCCUGGAACUCAGUGAGGUGAAGAAGGAACUACUAGCCAAAGAGCAGCUGGUCCAGACGCUGCAAGCUGAAGUGGACAAAUUGCAGGUUCAGGAUGGAAAACAAGCCCAAGAAGUGUCUCGGUUCCAGCAGGAGCUGGCAGAAACUCGGGCUCAGCUUCAGCUUCUGCAGCAGCAGCUGGAGGAGCAGCUCAGCAAGCAGCCUGUUGGCAACCAAGAGGUUGAAGAUCUCAAGUGGGAGGUUGAACAGAAGGAGAGAGACAUCCAAACCUUAAAGCAACAGCUGGACUUGACCGAACAGCGUAGUCAAAAAGAGCUAGAAGGAAUGCAGCUGGUAUUGCAGGAUCUCAAAACUGAGUUGGAGAUGGUGCAGAAGGGUCUGUCAAUGACUCAGAAAGACAAGUUCAUGCUCCAGGCAAAAGUGACAGAACUGAAAAACAGCAUGAAGACUCUUCUGCAGCAGAACCAGCAGCUGAAGCUGGACCUGAAACAUGGAAAAAUGAAGAAGAGGAAGGACCUGAAGAGCGAGACCAAUUCUUCCAAUCCGGUGACUCCUGUGAAGGUUCCGGACUGCCCUGUCCCAGCUUCGCUCCUAGAGGAACUCCUGAAGCCACCCACUGCUGUCAACAAGGAGCCUUUAAAAAACCUCAACAGCUGCCUCCGGCAACUCAAGCAGGAAAUGGAUAGUCUUCAACGGCAGAUGGAAGAACAUACCAUCACGGUUCAUGAAUCCAUGUCUUCGUGGACUCUGCUCGAGGGCCAGUUAAUGGAUGUCGCUGCUACUUGUUCUCCUGCAACUCCCGGAGAGCAGGAAGAUUCCAGGGUGGACAGAGAGGAGCAGAAACCCAGCGCUGGGGAUAAGGAGAUAACAGAACAGUGACCUCUGCGGCUGUCGUCCAUCUUCCUAAGUCUUUAAAGGGUGGAAAGGAGUAGUGUUUUGUCACGAUGUUUAGUUGGGUAGGUCUGUAUUUUUUUUUUUCCCCUCAAAGACAGUUUUCCUAGUUUUACUUUUUGCCUUUGAAUGAUAACAGUAUCAUCAACGGAGUAGCAAAAUCCUCUUUGAUUUGACCCCAUUUAAUGUUGCUGUCUAUGAAACUCUGCUUCCCCUCCUGGCCAAUCUUGGUUGGGAUCUGAGGGUAAAGGGUGGGUGGGGGGAAGGAUUUUGAGCAAGGCUUUAUCCAAUCUACAUUAUGCUAACCAUUGCCCAUUGAGGGUUUAUGAUAUUUAGGAAGUUUUAGGAGAUAAGUAUGGGCCAAGAGUCUCCCUAUGGCCACAGCUGGCCAGGUGAACAACUGGGUUUCCAGUUUCUCACCUUCCUGUCAGGUCAGGGGGACCUUUACUUCACUGCUGAGAGAAAAACACCUUAUUUUGCACCUUUGCUUUGUUUAUUUUGAAUAUAGUCAUCCUACUACAGGGUGUGUAUAUAAAAAAAAAAUCAUCUAAUUUGAGAACUUUUAUAUAUACAUAUAUAUAUAUUUGCUUAUGUAAUUUAAGAAUGAUCUGGGUUGUCUUUCUAUUACUUUCCUCUCGUUGCCUUGUUUAUUUACUGGUGGGAAAUAUUGUACAUAGUAAAGAUUUAGGAAGGCUAGUCCCAAAAGGAAAAGUUUUAGCAAUGUCACUCUUUUACUGACCAUACCUUUCGAGACCAAGUGUGUGUCUCUGAAGAUAGGCAAUUUUAAUUUUUUUGUGAUCUUCUCUCCCUUCUCAUUUUCCAUGCAGUUUCCAGACCGUUCCUAGUACAGAUGUACACUAUGUACAGACAGGGCACUGGCAUUCCAGUCCUCUGGGUUCUGUCCAGAUACAGCCUGCUACCCCAGGCUAGCUAAAGCACCCUGGUCCUCUUCAGCCCUCCUCCCUUCCAACAGCAUAGAAAUUUGGUCCUCGCCUUCCUUUAAAAGUCAUUAAAACAAAAGAGUACUUUUUGCUUGGCCUAUACUUUGAAUCCAAUGUGGAACAGCAAAUCUAAACUUCCUGCAUUUAAGAUUCAGUACUUGGUUAUUGGGCUCACUAAUUCAUUAGAAGAAAACACUCUGUUAUAGAAGGAAUGGUUAUUACAGUUGAUAGCUUUAAUCAACCAAAAUGUUUGUUUUCCUAAAUGUUGUAUUCUCUUAAUAGCAUCUAAUGUUUGUGUAAGUCAGGUGGUCAGGUUCACAAGGAAAGUAGAUAGGUCUCCAGGGUGUGUUCUCUAUGUCGUUUUCCAAAGAACUGAAGUGCCUCCGUUUUAAAGUUCAGGCAUCACAGGGGUAUGAGGUUCAUCUUUCGUUCACGUUCUGUUUUGCCUAAUUUUUUUUCUUAAACACUGUUGAAAAUGAAGUGAGAAGAGCUUUAGGAUUUUGUGUCUUUUGUUUGUUUUUUUACAGAAAAGUUUAAAGACUCCUAUUUAUUAAAGUUAAUGAUUGAGAGGCUGUGUGUUCACAAGGUUGAGGGAGAAGAAUGAAUCGCUGUGGCUGUUAGAUGCCAAUUCCGCAGCUUUGCUGGCCUGAAAGUGAAGUUUGAAAGGUUUCCUGACCAGCCCCGAUAUGCUAAGUGUUUCUGUUCUGCGGAGAUCUCGGUGGAGAAACGGUGCAGGAUCAUCUGUUAUCUGUGUCCUUAAGGGUGUCUCAUACACUCUUUUGUAAAGGGGGGAAAAAUAUACUAUUAGUAAAGUUAAAACAUCAUUAGAGACAUAGGUUUAGUCCAAUUCCCCACCCCACCCCCCCAAAAAAAAACAAAACACCCAUUAAGUGUUGUUUUCAAAUGAAACAUUUGUGCAGGGUUAAUCUUGCUUUUAUACUUGAAAAUUACAUUAUGUACAGGUAAGCAUCCCCUGGAAGUUUGAAACAGUUGUACAGAUCAAACUGUUCACCUGGAUUGAGAGAAGCCAAGAGUGGAGUUUGCCUUCUUGGUUCUUCAAAAAGGUAUUAGCCUGCCCCUUCCUUUUCCUUUGCAACCAGAGUUACACACUCUGUCUCAGCAGUGCAGUGCUACUUUCUCACUAGUUGCUUAAGAAGAUACCUCCAAACAAGUAGUCGUCAAUGUACAUUUUUCCCCUUAGGGAAAGGUAGACUUGUGUUGACAAGUUGUGAGUGUGUUGGUUAUGUGCAAAUGGAUUCCUUCCACUCUCCUUAUUUAUGCUGGCAGCCCCUGCCGGUGGGGUUUGGACACAACUGCUGAUGCUCUUGAGAACUCUUUAUAUCCUUUUGUUCCACAAACUUCAUCCAUCCUUUCCCUCGUUGAGCAUCCCUUACUUUCCCCUCUUCCCUUCCGCUACUGGACACGUAGGCUUUUCUCAGUCUUGACCUGGAAAUGAAGACCUGCCAGACUGAAGGAUUAAAUCUGAGUCCUCCGUCAGCACUGCCCUCGCAAUUCCCCAGGAAGGUAAUUGCAAGAGCAAACAGCUAUCCCUUUAACCCUGAAUAUCAAAAGGUAGCCACCUUUGGUUUCUGUGAGGAUUUCGUGUUCCCUUCAAACAACUGUACUUCCUCUGCUGUUUUACUGACACUUCAGCUACCUCCCCAACCACGUUCUAGUAAAGAAAGUUAGCGAUUAGCAGGGUGUAUGCAAGACCAUACUUAAAAAAAAAGAGUCAUCAAUACCACAAGAUUCCUUUAAAAUUACUCAGCGACACUAUAUUUGUGUGAAUGCAGAUGUUCCCUGUCUGGGGUGUUCUUUAAUUGAAGAAAAGCCCCCAGGACUCCAUUAAAUAGUUCCUGUCUUCCAGGCUGGAAACAUUUUGUGCACGGGUUAUAAGACGCUGCCCUUUCCGUAGUAGACAUCAGAAAAAUAAAUACGCUGGAUCAUAGAGAUGAUGUUCUUCCCUUGGAGGCUGCUGCCAACCCGUCUAACCUUUACUUGAGGGGCAAGGUGUCCUUUAGCCUGGUGAGUUCAGAUCUGGGUUCAGGUUUUAAACUGGGCCUCCUGAGAGCGAGACCCCAGGGGUGACAGUGAAAGGUACUGACAGUUCGGCACCGCAUCCUGAAAUGGUGUCUCUCGGCCUGGCCCAAGACAUUAGUCUCUGGGGCAGCUGAAGUUAACCUGCAAAGCCAAUAGUGAUUUUAAAUAAGAAAAAAAAAACAGGCUCUAGGCCUGUAGUCUCAAAGGCCCUAUGGGCUCUGAGGCCUAGCAGUAAUCCAGUUCACUUGAAACAUGAAGAUGGGCAAUCCAUGUAAGCAGUUUAUAUCCUAAAGUGGAUUAUUAUAGUUAUUUUUUUGGUUUGGUUUUCAAGCAUCAAAUUAACUCUGCUGCUUUGUGCAGUGUGGGCAAAGUCUCACAAAAGAGAAUCACCCCUUGCUGAUAGGGCUCUCCACGUUAGCGUGUUUUGCCCAAAUCUUAUUUGCACAGAUUUCUGGGAGUGAAGUUAUCCUGAAUAUUAAAAAAAAAGACUAAUGUUUUACAUGCAUUUUUAGUUACUGUCGAAUCAAAUGUUCUAAGAAAAGUUCAUUCUUCGUUUCCUGACUUCUCUUUUGAGUAAUUUGAAGAAAAAGUCACCCAUGUAUGAUUACUUGUAAAAGCAUGUUAAAGAGGUUCAAGUGUGCAUAGGAAUUCCUUCAAAGUUUUGUGCAAUAAACUAUUUUUUGGUAAA